GCAUUUGCAUCAUUAGGAUUAGGGACGUGCGUUUGGUAGAAUUGAGUAGUGGCGCGCAGUACGAAGGAUAUGCUUCACCAAUCACAUGGGCCAUUAACGCCGUCGAUCUGCUGUUUUGCAGGGACACGACACGAGUCAACGAGGAUAGUCGUCGCAAUCAAGCGAAGGAGAGGAGAGGAUACAAGGCAAGGCAAGGCAAGGCAAGGCAAGGCAAGGAGUCAAGGACGGUUGCGAUUACGAUUAUGAUUACAAUUACGAUUACGACGGCGAACGUCCAUCAAUAAGAGAAACGGGCCCGUGCGCCCACCCAAACCCAACAACUCCAAACCCGAAGCCCCCACGGCGCAGGCCUAGGUGUAGGCGGCGCGGACCAGGGCCGGGCCGCCGGAGGCGCGCUACUUGGCGGCGGCGCAGGGGAGAUGUGCGAGGGGAGGCGGCCGGUGGACGCGAGCCGGGCGGGGUGGGCGGCGGCGGCGGAGCUGCGGCGGAGAGAGGCGGCGGCGCGGGCGCGCCUGGCGGAGGCGCUGGCGGAGCUGGAGCGCGCGCGGGCGCGCGCCGCCGAGCUGCAGCGGCGCAUCGAGCAGACAUACGGCAAGCGCCGGCGCCUCCUCGAGGAGACCCGCGGCCGGAUCCACGAGAUCCACGCGCGCCUCCACCAGGACCAGGACCGGGAUCAGGAGCAGGAGCAGGAGCCCUCCGCCAGCGGCACUUCCUCUCCGUCCUCGUCGUCGUAGGGAACAAGCGAGUUGGCGCUGGAUCAUCGAUGGUUUCUACUGCUACGCCGCGCGCUUCUUUCCCGUUUCCUCUUGUCUUAUCGUUAGCUUGCAAGCUUGACUUUGGCCAUGUACCGUAGCUGUAGUAUACACGACUCUCUCUGACCUACAGAACGUCAGAAAAUUGCUCAGUGACUGAAUUGGAUUGGGAGUUAGUUCUAGAAACACUCUAAUCAGACUAAUAAAAUUCGUUCACUGCUGUGUUGGCUCGUGACUGAAUUCGUCACGAGAUAA
Molecule: messenger RNA, 1007 nt
Organism: Zea mays
Lineage: Eukaryota; Viridiplantae; Streptophyta; Magnoliopsida; Poales; Poaceae
Exons: 3
Coding region: 420-734 (104 amino acids)
Source: RefSeq, a predicted model, not a curated record